GCUGGAGCAAGAGGCUCGCAAGAAUUAACUCAUGAGUUAGAAGUGGAAUUUAUAGAUCCAAGUAUUCUAUAUGAAGAACGGCUCAAGGUUGAAAACCAACAAAAAAACCGUUAUUUUGAGAUUGUUGAACAUUUUCUCAACAAUAUCAGAGUUUUAGCUAAUAAAGUCCUUUGA
This is a messenger RNA of Funneliformis caledonium, 174 nucleotides long. Lineage: Eukaryota; Fungi; Glomeromycota; Glomeromycetes; Glomerales; Glomeraceae. The record is from the annotation of a GenBank genome assembly.